This is a messenger RNA of Erigeron canadensis, 1008 nucleotides long. Its product is annotated as high mobility group B protein 9-like. Lineage: Eukaryota; Viridiplantae; Streptophyta; Magnoliopsida; Asterales; Asteraceae. Bases 94 to 909 code for a protein of 271 amino acids. The transcript has 5 exons. Gene Ontology annotation, molecular function: DNA binding. The record is from RefSeq and is a predicted model, not a curated record.
UAUUUUCUAGUCUCUUAUUUCUUCAAUUUGUUUGUCUACUUUUGUUGGCCUCUUGAUUUUCCAGUAACCCCCUAAUGUCGUGCUGGCUCAAAAAUGUCACUGGCAAGUAAAACUGGUAGUGAGGCUGAAUCUUAUCCAGUCGCACUUGCCUCCCAUGACGACGUAGUUAAAGACUCUUCUCUUUUCUGGAAAACGCUCCAUAGCUUUCAUCACUCCAUGGGUACAAAACUCAUGAUUCCUGUGAUAGGAGGAAAGGAGCUAAACUUGCAUAUUGUGUACAUAGAAGUGACCAAGAGAGGUGGUUUUGACAAGGUCGUGGCAUACAAAAAAUGGAGGGAGGUGGGUUCAAUUUUUGGAUUCUCUACAACCACAACUAGUGCUUCUUAUGCACUAAGAAAACAUUACUUGAAAUUCUUAUAUCAAUAUGAACAAACUUACUUUUUGUCAUCCAAAUCUUCUAUCUACACAGAGUGUUUAUCGUUUGAAGCCGCUGGGAUAAUUCAUACCAAAUUUGAAUACGGUUAUCUAGUGACAAUACAAUUCGGUUCUGAGAUCCUUCAUGGAGUUCUUUAUCAAGCGCAACACAAGGCCAUGGUUCCAUAUGAUAUGGACCCGACUAGUACAACGAUGAGAAAAAAGAGGAAAUCCAGAGGUGACCCAACUCGCCCAAAGACUAAUCGAAGCGGAUACAAUUUCUUCUUUGCAAAAAAACAUGCCGAACUCAAGUCAAGAUAUCCCGAAAGAGAAAGAGAGUUCACAAAGAUGAUCGGCGAGUCAUGGAACAACCUUUCUCCCGAAGAUAAAAUUGUUUAUCAGAAGCAAGGAUUGAUGGAUAAGGAGAGGUAUCAAAGGGAAAUGAUCGAGUAUAAAGAAAGAUUAAAACAUGGAGUAUGCCAAAUUGUAUCCUAAGGGGUCAAGUUGAAUUGUACUCAAUAGAACUAUAGAAUUUAUUGUAAAGACUUCGUUAUCAACUCGAAUAAUAUACAAUGCACCCUCAUAAAAAGUUUA